AUGUAUGGAAUAAAGCAUCAGAAUCAACAAUCUACAAGUAUCAACACUAAAACACAAAACUCAAAGCUUAUAGAAAAGCUUCACAACUCUGAAUCAAGAAUCCAUGAAUUGCAGUUACAAGUGGAUGACAUGGCUUCUUUUAGUAACCAGUUGGAGGUGCUUCACAAAAAGCUUGAUGCAUCAAUUGGGGGCAUUUCCAUCAUUCAUUCAAGUGAAGCAAUUGUUGGUGACAAUAUCUUUGCUCAUGUGGCUACUUUUAUCGAUGCAGCCAUUAAAGUAAUCCAAGAUUUACAAGAAAAGCUUGAAGAAUCUCUCAAAACCCGUAACUUACUUCUAUAA
Lactuca saligna is the source of this 339-nucleotide messenger RNA. The record is from the annotation of a GenBank genome assembly. NCBI's taxonomy places the organism in Eukaryota, Viridiplantae, Streptophyta, Magnoliopsida, Asterales, Asteraceae.